Messenger RNA from Racocetra fulgida, 463 nucleotides. The record is from the annotation of a GenBank genome assembly. NCBI's taxonomy places the organism in Eukaryota, Fungi, Glomeromycota, Glomeromycetes, Diversisporales, Gigasporaceae.
AUGGAAGAUGAAAAGUUGCCCGAAUCAAACGAUGCAAAAUUUAAAAAUAAAUUCUCGACGUAUUUUCAUACUUAUAUUAUACUUCCAUUUAAGAAAAAUCCUUUAAAAAGUACUUCAAUAACUUUAGUCGCUUUAUCAUCUUUAUUUAUCUUUAUACUACUAGUUGGUAGUAAUAAAACUAUUUAUUUGGCAAAAUUUUCUUUUGGUGACCCAAUAAAGCUUUUAACGGGAAAGAAUGAAAUGAAAUUUACUUUGUAUUGUUAUUGUGUGGAUGAUUAUUGUACUACUCCUUCUUUAACCAAUAAUUUCGAUAAAGUACCUUCCCCUUCUGAAAUCAAUCUCCCUUCAGUUCCUUCGAUUCCUUCAACUCCUUCACCUCCUUCAACACCUUUUUCACCACCUUCAACACCUUCAACACCAUCAACACCAUCCCCUAAUGAAAUUGCUUCUGGAUUAUCAAAUG